Larimichthys crocea (large yellow croaker) is the source of this 2241-nucleotide messenger RNA. RefSeq names its product glucosidase 2 subunit beta. The record is from RefSeq and is a predicted model, not a curated record. Gene Ontology annotation, biological process: N-glycan processing; liver development. Lineage: Eukaryota; Metazoa; Chordata; Actinopteri; Sciaenidae. Gene Ontology annotation, molecular function: calcium ion binding; protein binding. The transcript is spliced from 15 exons. Bases 140 to 1513 code for a protein of 457 amino acids. Gene Ontology annotation, cellular component: glucosidase II complex.
UUUCAGGAAGCCAGUGCCUGUCCAGGUUUGAAUGUUGGCUCGUCCUGUGUGUGUUUGUGUUUGUAUCAUGUUUGAAACCUCUCCGAGCGGCUUUCUGUGAGGCGGGAGGAACACAGUUUGGACAUUUCUCACAUCUGACAUGCGUCUCCACAUUAUCCUCGCCGCUGUCUGUUGGUGUGGCUUCGUAGACUCUCGGAAAAUCAGAGGGAUAUCUUCGUCCUACAAACGCUUCUACAGGGAGAGGAAGUCCUUCAUGUGUAUCGACGGGUCCAAAGUCAUCCCGUUCGAGCAGGUGAACGACGACUACUGCGACUGCGAAGAUGGCUCCGAUGAACCAGGCACCUCAGCCUGUCCUCGUGGCCGAUUCUACUGCACCAAUCUGGGUUUCCGCCCACACUACAUCCCAUCAUCGCGAGUCAACGAUGGCAUCUGUGAUUGCUGCGACGCUUCAGACGAAUACAACAGCCACGCUCACUGCCAGAACACUUGCUGGAAUCUGGGACAGAGAGAGAGAGCGUACGUGGAGGGCCAGAUGAGGACCUUGGAUGAGGGUUUGCAACUGAAGCAGCAACUGAUUGAGGAGGGAGUGCUGCUCUGGAGGGAGAAACAGGCCCAGCUCAGAGAGCUUCAGCAAGUAGCCGAGGACCUACAGAUCAAACUGGAAGACCACAGAAGGAAGAAACACGAGGCCGACCAACUCAAAGAGCAGACAUUAAAGGCACUGGAAGCAGGGGACAGCAGUGUCAGACGUCAGAACAGCACAAUAACCAGCAUUUUCAAGUUACUGGACAGCAAUAAAGACGGCAGUCUAACGGUGGAUGAAGUCCAGGCUAAAGUGGCAGUUGUCCACGACGAGGAGCGGAUUCUCUCCGAGGAUGAAGCGAUGGCUUUGUUGGGAGGUGGCCAUCAGAUGGAUCUCACCAAGUUUCGACACACACUCUGGGACGUCCUGACAAAGGGAGACAGUGUCAAGAUCAAAGACACACACGGAGCACCAGGCAGUCUAGUGGCUGAAGAUCCUCACUUAAAGGCGGUUGACAAAGCUGCAGAGUGGGAGGCUAACAAUCUGAAGAAGGUAGAAGAAGCCUAUGAGACAGUCAACAUGGAAAUAAGUGAUCUCCGGAAGAACCUAGCCAUAGACUAUGGAACAGAUUGGGAGUUUCUGUUUUUGAACAGCCAGUGUUACAAGCUGAAAGUAUAUGAGUAUACUUAUACCCUGUGCCCGUUCAAUCAAGUCACUCAAAAGAGCAUUACAGGAACAGAAGUCUCAUUAGGGAAGUGGGGGAUGUGGGCAGGAACACCAAAGAACCAGUACAGUCAGAUGGUGUAUGAGAAUGGAGAACCCUGCUGGCAAGGAGGUUCACGCAGUACUACAGUCACACUGACAUGCGGAACGGAGACAGCCUUGCGAUCGGUGAAGGAGCCCAGCAAAUGCCAGUACAUCAUGGACUUUCAGACUCCUGUGGCCUGUCAGCCGGUGCUAAAGCAGCGGGGCAUACACAGUGAACUGUGACCCCUUCCCUUACUGGCCUAGCCUAGAUUCAUUUAGCUCCCCCCACCAACCCUCUUGGCUAGCCUGCGGUGACAGGCUGGGGUCCUGAGGGUCCCCUCUGACAUCUGUGUUGUCAGAACAUAUAUACUUCCAAGCAAGUCUUGCUAAGGUCAGAAUCAGAUUUUCAGUAACACUGCUCCUAGAACUUUAGUUUUCAUUGAUUGUUACAGCGCUACUUUACAUAGUUAUGUAAAUUGACUGAUUAAGUAUUCCUCACUUCAGUAUAUGUCGUCGUGGUAAUAUAUGUUUACACUUGAGGCCCAACAGAAUUACUUUGUAAAUAAUUGAAUGAACAAAGUACAGCUACAGUUACAGGGUCUAAUGACAUUUCAACUAAUGUUACUGCUCAUUCAAGAGCACAAAUUAAAAGGACUGCUUCUUUCUUCAGCCUUACUUAACUCUUAAAGAAAACGUCUGCUGAUAUUUUUCUCAUUUGUCAACAUAAAAACAACAAAAUGAUGUGAUCCUCCUAACAAGUAUUACCAAAGCUUUACAUAGAGCUCCAAAAAAUACAUGUUGAAAUCACGUCAAUGAGUCAAACUUGUACAGGAUGACAUGAGCACACCAUUCUUCGGCUACUCACUAGAGCACCAAAUGUGUAUUAGUCCGCAGAUCAAAAUAGUCCCCGACACUGUUUACUCCUUUUUAGUGAAAACUACAGUUUAGGGAAUUGUUUAGCCUCUUUUUUU